Molecule: messenger RNA, 1293 nt
Organism: Aspergillus tubingensis
Lineage: Eukaryota; Fungi; Ascomycota; Eurotiomycetes; Eurotiales; Aspergillaceae
Product: putative salicylate hydroxylase
Exons: 7
Coding region: 1-1293 (430 amino acids)
Biological process (GO): secondary metabolite biosynthetic process
Molecular function (GO): FAD binding; monooxygenase activity
Source: RefSeq, a predicted model, not a curated record
AUGGAACAAGCAAAGACUCCUCUGCAGGUGAUCGUGGUUGGUGCCGGCAUUGGCGGCAUGGCUGCGGCCCUGACCCUGGGUAUGCGAGGACAUCAUGUUACCAUCCUUGAGUCCGCUCCCAAGCUCAUGGAAGUUGGUGCUGGUAUUCAAGUCUCACCUAAUAUGCUGACGCUGUUUGACCGGUGGGGCGUGUCUCCGUUGAUCCACGCCCAAGAUGUUGCCCUCGAGCACAUCCAUGUAAGACGGUGGGAGGAUGGUAGCAUGCUCGGAACCUUGCCCGUGAACAAGACCUACGGCCAACAGACCGUCAUUCACCGCGCAGACCUCCACAAUGCCCUUAUUGAACAGGCGCUGGCGCUGUCGAAUGUGGAACUGCGUGUGAACUCAACGGUCACUGGAGUCCAGUUCGACCAGGCCGCGGUGCAAUUGGCCAACGGCUCCAUCGUUAAAGGAGACAUCGUGAUCGCGGCUGACGGCAUCAAGUCUGCCCUCCGCGAUCACUUGCUGGAAGAAGCAUCCGUCGCUAUCCCUACGGGUGAUGCAGCCUACCGGAUCAUGCUGCCCCGUAGCGCUCUAGAGAACGAUCCUGAGCUGAAGGCGCUGGUUGAUGAACCACAAGCCACUCGGUGGCUCGGACCUGGCCAUCAUAUCAUCGCUUAUCCAGUGCGAAACCAUGAUUUGUACAACGUUGUCCUGCUUCAUCCAGACAGCCAUUCUGUCGAGGAGUCGUGGACCACCAAGGGUUCCAAGCAGGCCAUGAUCGACAACUACAAGGGCUGGGACCGGCGCGUGACGAAGCUUAUCGACUUGGUGCCGGACGACGAAGUCCUGGAGUGGAAGCUGUGCCUACACGCCCCGCUAAAGACCUGGAUCAGGGGUUCCGUGGCUCUCAUCGGUGAUGCCUGCCACCCAAUGCUGCCAUACGUCGCUCAAGGUGCCGCCCAGGCCGUCGAAGACGCUGCUGCCCUUGGUGUCCUGCUCUCCACCAUCUCUUCCCGUGAUGAGAUCCCUCUUGCGCUCAAGGCGUAUGAGCAAUCACGGAAACCCCGCGCAGACACUGUCCAGCAAUCCGGGUCGGAAAACCGCAUCACGCUCCACCUGCCCGAUGGCCCGGAGCAACGCGCGCGUGAUGAGCGGUUCCGCUCCUCCCUGAAGAGCGGAUCCAACCCCGACCGGUGGACAGAUCUGGAAACCCAGAAGUUCCUCUGGGGUUGGGAUGCCGAGAAGGCAGCUCUGGAUGCAUGGAAUGAACUCCACGGCAACCACGUGUCCGAAUUGCGGCACCACCUGUGA